Macrobrachium nipponense is the source of this 1081-nucleotide messenger RNA. It is a transcript of the gene MED20, whose product is annotated as mediator of RNA polymerase II transcription subunit 20-like. Gene Ontology annotation, biological process: regulation of transcription by RNA polymerase II. Gene Ontology annotation, molecular function: transcription coactivator activity. The transcript is spliced from 6 exons. Lineage: Eukaryota; Metazoa; Arthropoda; Malacostraca; Decapoda; Palaemonidae. The record is from RefSeq and is a predicted model, not a curated record. Gene Ontology annotation, cellular component: mediator complex. Bases 195 to 848 code for a protein of 217 amino acids.
AUACCGACAAAAUUACUUGUAUAGGUGCCCACAUAUUCGAAUAACCAUGUGAAAAAGGCAGCACAAAUUCUUGUAUGAUUGAUUUAAAUGACAACUAGGUUGUCCACGCAUCAUCUGUCUUCUUUAUAGGCGGCAAUUCAAGAAACGAUAUAUUUUGUUACUCAAACGAGAUUGGUGUCAAAAUAUAAACAAACAUGGGAGUCACUGUACUGCAGAUAUUUCCGGACACCUCCAGGUCUGGUUGUUUAGAGACGGAGAAACUACACAAGAGAAUCAUGCAUCUGGACGCCACGCAGAGCGGCAUGUUCUCCGUUGACUGUGAGACCUACUACACAAAUGUCCAGAUCGGUUCGGGUCAAAGGAAAAUGCAUAUUCUCCACAAUUCAGAAACUCCAGCCACGACUUACGCUGUGUUAGACACAGGGACAAAGCAGAUAACCCUGUCAGCAGAUCUCCUCUUCGAUUUGCUGUUGCCAAGACUCGACCACAUGUAUCAGAAUAAAAAGAACCUGAAGAUCGAGUCCAAAGGAGCCAAGUACGAGAUCGGCGACUUCGUGGUGAAGAUAGGGACGGUCACCAUGAGUGGCCAUUACAAAGGGAUCCUCGUCGAGGUCGAGUAUUUGCCCUGUUCGGUGCCAAACUUGUGUUGGUCGCUGAUGCGUGAAUUUAUGCAGAGCUUCAUGGGUUCCUGCGUGAGUGCUACCGUCCCCCCAUUUCUACAGAAUCGAAAUCUGGAGCUCUACACGCCCCAGGACACCAUCCUCCAAUACGUGGAGAAGUUCACGGAGCUCCGAGACGGAACAUCCAACCCACCGCCGUCACAAGCCCAGACCCCCACUAAUCCAUAGCCCAUGGCGGUCCCGCCUGCAGGAGGCCCCAGUCCCACGAAUGUUCCUGCCAGCGUUCCGAUCUCGCAGCCUCCGGUUCAUUACCAUAAAUCAUUACCUGGGCCCUCCAGCCAAUAGGGCCUUUGUCGGCGGCGUCUUGUUGCCUUGCGAGCGACUGAACGCGCGUCCUGGCUGACGAUUGAAUAUUUAUUUUAUUUUGUGUAUGGUUUCAUUAAAUUGUGUAAUUAUUUUAA